Oncorhynchus keta (chum salmon) is the source of this 6834-nucleotide messenger RNA. Its product is annotated as YLP motif-containing protein 1-like. Lineage: Eukaryota; Metazoa; Chordata; Actinopteri; Salmoniformes; Salmonidae. The record is from RefSeq and is a predicted model, not a curated record. Bases 265 to 6420 code for a protein of 2051 amino acids. Gene Ontology annotation, biological process: regulation of telomere maintenance. The transcript has 24 exons. Gene Ontology annotation, cellular component: nucleus.
CCCACGUCUCCCUCCACAACCAGCUAGUUAGCUUUUUAGCUAAAGGAUACGGAACCCGAAAACCAAGGCGAACAACGCAUUUUCUUUCAUUUGUUAACGUUUACUGAUACAACAAACGCGAUCAAUAAUCAGCGUUUGUUUACGGUUUGUAACGCGCGUGAAAACGUACCUCUAUAUCGAGGGUAGCGUCGCAUUACCUUGUAUUUUUCACUGCGCCGGUUUUAUGUGAGCACAAAGGCCCACACAAGCCCGCUGUUUCCAAGCAUGUAUCCUUGGGGUACUAACUACGGCGGUGGCCAUCAACAACCACCUCCGCAGCAGAACUUCGGCGCGCCGUCUCCUCAAGGCGAAGGCUUCGCAGGUGGAUUCGGGAGUUAUGGAGCCGCGACGCCCGCAGCGGCACCCGGUUCCACGUUCAACAGCCUGCGGGAGCAGCAUCUCCAGCAGAUGCAGCAGCUGCAACAGCUCCACCAAAAACAGCUCCAAUCCGUGCUGCACCACGACAGGAACGUAGAUGCAAACCCCUAUGGCGGCGGUGGUACUGCGGCCGAAUCGUGGCAAGGCAGUUCGGGAUAUGGGUAUGGUUCAACGGGGGCCGCUGCCCCUUAUCAAGAUGACCAUCAGACCAUGCAAGCCGGUCCGCCCGGACCACAGCAGCCGCCGCUACCGCCACAGUCCCCGCAGUCCAAGGAGGCCCAGCCUCCCCCACCAGAUUCGACCCUUCCGGUGCCCACUCAGAACAAUGGUACUCCAGCGACUAAAGAGGUAAACAAGAAAGAAUCUUUGGCCUCGAAAGACCAGGCACAUUCCUCAGGGUCGGAGGAGGAAAAGCCCGAUUUUACGUCAAUGUCGCUGCAGGAGCAGCAGCAGUAUUGGUACAAGCAGCAUCUCCAGAAUCUGCAGAGGCUGAAAGCCGAGAAGGCCAAACAGGGUCAGGGUGAUGGUCCAACGCCCCGGCCCCACUCGGCAGCCGCGCCUCCCCCUCCAUCGGAACCCCUUAAGAGCGCCCCUCCACCACCCCCACCCAAAGAGGAGCCCCCGCCACCACCUCCACCUGAGGACAAAACGCCUGCACACCCAGCCCAGGACCCAGCCGAGGCGGCCCGGCUGAAGCAGCUCCAGAGUGCAGCGGCCCAGUGGCAGCAGGCCCAGCAGCAGAGAGCGGGCUACCAGUACCAAGCCCUGAUGCGGCACCAUGCUCAGCUACAGGUCAUCCUCAACCAGUACCAGCAGUGUAUCCAACAACCUGCACAGCUAGAGACGAUGUCUACGGCCAUGCAGCUGAGUCACUAUGAGAAGCAGCAGCAGCAGUUUGGCCCGGUGUUUGGAGACUGGGGCCGCACCUUCAGCCAAUGGCAAGAGCAGUUCCAGUCCUACCCACAUAAAGACCAGCUACAGGACUACGAGUUACAGUGGAAACAGUGGCAGGAACAGAUGAACUCCACCUCAGCACACCUACAGGAGAGGGUCACCACCCUGCGAGCCACGCAGCAACCGUACGGAGGCGAUGGCGGUGGACCGUACGGAGGUAGCGGUAGCGUCGGCAGCGAUGGAGGUGGACAGUACGGCGCUGAUCAAUACGGUAGUAGUGACCGGUAUGGUACUGGAGGGUACGGAGACCAGUACAACCAAUAUGGUCAGUACACACAAUCUGGACCGGACUCGCAGAUUCAACAAGGUCACAUGGUGAGCCCGUCCGUGCCGUCCCAGCCAGGUAGCCAGCCCUCGACCACCUCUGGAUCCAUGUUGCAGGGCCCUCGACCAGGGCAGCAAGGCCCCUCAAACGCCCAACGCAUGGGAACCCCCACAGGAGAACCACACCAAGGGCCUCAGGCAGAGCAGUACAACCUGUCUGGACCUCCAGGGAGAGGGGCGGGCCCAGGAGGGAGAGGGGCGGGCCCAGGAGGGAGAGGGGCGGGCCCAGGAGGGAGAGGGGCGGGCCCAGGAGGGAGAGGUGUGGCCAGAUCACCAGUUCCACCACCAGGACAGCCUCCACACUACCAAAGCCCCAGAGGACCAAGGUUUGAUGGUCCGAGAGGGAACGGCCCGCUGUUUGACCAGCAGCAGAGGUUUAAUGCUCCACCAGGCCCCAGGUUCAACGAGCAGCGCCAGAGGUUUGAGCAGCCUGGCCCCAGAGGACCAGGGCCUCGCUUUGGGCAGCAGGGGUCCCGGUUCGACCAGCCCCCCCCGAGACAAAACCCCCCUGGCUGCUUUGAAAGACCACCUGGUCCCCCAGUUCCCCAUAUAGGCCCACAGCCUAAACCAGACACUAGUAAAGACACACAACCACCACAGGGUAAGACUGAGACGCCAGCGGUCUCCAAGCCUCCUGGUAAUAAACUUACCGGGCCAGCGAAACCAGGAGCAGAACCGGAGGAUAUGUCAGAGGACAUGGUGGACUCACUGGAUGGCUUCUUCGUCCAAAAUGACCCCAUCCCUCAGACAAAGGCAGAAGCUGACGCUGCUGCUGCUGCUGCUAGUAAGGGAUCCACCGUAAACAUGGAGAAGGUGAGCCCUACUGGUCCUGCCGGUACCAAGCCCCAAGUGUCCACCGACGCCUCUGUGUCCCCGAAAACCGCUUCCCCCGCUAAGACCGCUUUCAAACCAGGUGGACCGGAUGGGCCAUUAAAGAAUAAUGUCAAUAACAACAACAGGUCUCAGGGACCACCGGGGUCGAAGCCUCACGGACCGGAGCCUUCGAAGACAGCCUCAAUGACCAACCAACCUCCUGGUCCUCCGGGGCCCGUGGGACGUGGCCAGCCGCUAGGGCCUGUCCGAGGAAGAGGGGAGGCGGAUGGAGGGAUGAGGGGAGGUAGAGGACGAGGGGAGGCGGAGUUUGAUGGAGGGAUGAGGGGAGGUAGAGGACGAGGGGAGUUGGAUGGAGGAAUGAGGGGGCGAGGAGGAAGGGGUGGUCUGAGGGGACGUGGAGGACAACAGCCCGGUAUCCCAGACUUCAGUCCCAACACUGUCCCCCUGGGAGGUGGGAGGACGGAGGACGACAUGGAGGGGGUUCCUUACGACUACAGACCUACACAUGAAGAGAUGAGAUCACAACAUGGAGGACCAGAGGAGGACUGGCAGCAGGACCCUUCACUGGAGAAACCUGGAGGUCCUCCUCUGCCUGAAGAGGAGAUGUGGGUCCCUGAAGAGCACUACUACUCUCCAGAGGACUACUACGAAGACCCAGGGAGAGGAGGUCCCCCUAUGGGGAGAGGAGAGCCUCUAGACGGGCACCACUGGGAGGAAGCAGACCCCCCACCUCCAGAGUACUGGGGAGAGGAAGGAGAUCCCUACUGGAUGGACCGGAGGCCCCCUCCUCAUGGCAUGAGAGGAGGCCCCCGAGCCCCCUUCCAUCCUGGGCGUAGUCGCCCUCCACGCGGCCGACCCGGCUUCAUGCACCAGGGGGGUCCCAGACGCCCCCUUCCUCCUCCUCGCGGAGCCAUGGACACCCAUGACCCUCUAGGAUCCCCCAUGGGGCCUCACGACGACAUGGACCCUCUGGGACCCCCGCUGCAUCGAGAGUACAACCCCAGAGGGCCGCCCAUGCACCACGAUAUGAUGGAGCGAGACAUGAGGGGGCGACCUCCUCCACCUAGAGAGAUGAUGGACAGAGAUCUGAUGGGGCCUGGUGAUCAUCCUCCAUAUCACGACACGGAUAGGGACCUUGGCUGGCCCCCGGGCCCAGGACGACCCCCCAACCACGGUAGAGUCGGGCCAAGAGGUCCGCCUCCCCUUGAGAUGAUGAUGGAGCGAGGGGGGAUGAGGAGGCGUCCGAUGGGCCCUCGGGGAGCCCCGAUGGGCAGGGCCCGGGGCAUGAUGCAGCAGCCACACGAGGAGAUGGAGGGGUACCCCCACGACGGGUACGGGGAGGAGUUUGGUGGUCCUGAUGAUGACAGGUAUGGAAGACCGCUGCCACCGCGUGACUGGCCGAAGCGCCCGCCACAUGAUUACGACCGCGAGGAGGAGUAUUAUCCCCAUGAGCCUCCUCGUGGUGGGGAAUGGGACAGGGAGAGAGGAGGACCACUACCAGAGAGAGACUAUCCACCCUACCCUCCCCCAGACCGCUUCAGAGAGGACGAGUGGACUGAUGAGAGGGACCAAGACCGUCCUCCAUAUGCCUACGAGGGAGACAGAGACCGUCCUCCAUACGCCUACGAGGGAGAAGAGCACGGAAGAGGAGGCAAGCUACAAAGUCGCGACUACCCGGACGACCCUCCUUAUAGGCACAAUGAACCCCCCUACUUGCCACCUCCAGAGUGGGAGAGAUCAAGACCGCCCCUUCUGGAGAGAAACUACCCCUCAGAUUUUGAGGAGCAUAGGCCCCACUACGACGGACGAGCCGAGCCACCUAGAUCCGAUCUAGGUAUCCCUCCACCCACCCCUUCCCAGGCCCUUGCUCCUCCCACUACUGGACCAGACAGUUCUCAGGAACCAGCCUCACAGGGAACUGGACCGGGCAUACUGGCUCUGUCACAACGACAACAUGAGAUCAUCCUGAAAGCUGCCCAUGAGCUGAAGCUUAUCAGGUCUGUUUCUCUGGUACUGAACAGAGAAAUGCAGGAGAAUUUCACCGAGGGAGAGGCCCAUUCCAUCACGUCUGACCCGAAGACGGAGCUCCCUGCUGGGCUACUGGGGCUGGAGAUCCCCCCUGAGGUCCGGAGUGCCCUGCAGGCGACCAAUCUCAUUUCUAACUCAACUGCUGCAAAAACAGUGACGUGGGGAGACACUCAAGAUACUGGGUACAUGUCCUCCGUACCUCCAGUCCCCAACGCACCAGUCAUCCCGAAGACUGUCGACUAUGGACAUGGACAUGACCUGGGUGCUGCCACGGUGGAGCGGAUCUCUUACGGUGAGAGGAUUGUGUUGAGGCCUGAUCCCUUACCCGACAGGGAGAGGAGCUAUGAAAAAGAACUACUGGGCCCCCUGAGAGACCCCUACCACAGAGACCUGUACUACGACAGACGACCGGUGAGCCCCUACAUGGAGCGCAGGGAGUACAGCAGGGAGAGGGAGAUGUACAGAGAAAAGGCUCCCAUGGACUUUGAAAGAGAACGAUACGAGAGGGAGCGCUAUCCGCCUCGAGAUGACAGCAAACACUCCAUGGAUGUUGAUGACAGACAACCCCCAGGCCAUCCUCGCCCCGGUCCCCCACCUCCUCGCCUGGGCUACAGGGACAGAGACAUGAGGGAGAGGGAGGGCAGCCGGACCAGUAGAGACAGAGAGGAUACUUAUGGAAGACCUGGGGGUUAUGACAGACCUCCGUUCGAGCGCGGGCCUGAACGUGGGCCUGAGCGCUACGACCAUGGUGCCUCUACAUAUGGUGAACGGAGGAGUUACCCAGAGGAGAGAGGAGCAGGAGGCCCCACGUCGUCCCACCCUCCUCCCCCCCCACCGACUGCUCCUCCUUCCAGGAUGGAGAAGAAACCGGAGACCAAGAACGUGGAGGAUCUUCUCAAACUGCCAGGCCGAGACACUCGUCCAGAAAGGAUCGUCAUCAUAAUGAGAGGCCUACCAGGAAGUGGAAAAAGCCAUGUGGCCAAGCUGAUACGGGACAAGGAGGUGGAGUGUGGAGGGGCUCCACCCAGAGUGCUGGGGUUAGACGACUACUUCAUGACGGAGGUGGAGAAGGUGGAGAAGGACCCAGAAACAGGGAAACGAGUCAAACUCAAGUGUCUGGAAUACGAGUACGAAGCGGAGAUGGAAGACACGUACAGGAACAGCAUGCUAAAAACAUUCAGGAAGACACUAGACGACGGCUUCUUCCCCUUCAUCAUCAUCGACGCUAUCAAUGACAGGGUUAAAUACUUUGAUCAGUUCUGGAGUGCUGCCAAGACUAAAGGCUUCGAGGUAUACUUGGCUGAAAUCACUGCAGACAAUCAGACUUGUGCUAAAAGAAAUGCCCACGGACGGAAGAUGAAAGAUAUUCAAAAGAUGUCCAGUAACUGGGAGUCGUCUCCACGUCACAUGGUGCGGCUGGAUGUCCGUUCCCUGCUUCAGGACGCUGCUAUUGAGGAGGUUGAGAUGGAAGACUUAAAUCCUGAUGACGAGCCGCUGAAGGAGCCCAAGAAGGAGGAGGAGGAGGAAGAUAUUAAGGGUUACAUUCCACAAAGCAAAUGGGAGAUGGACACUUCUGAUGCCAAACUCGACAAGCUGGACGGCUUGGUGAUGGGGGGGAAGAGGAAGAGGGAGGGAGACGACGUGGCAGGCAUGGAUGACUUUCUUCAGCUGCCAGACGACUACGCCACGCGCCACUCUGAACCCGGCAAGAAGAGGGUUCGCUGGGCUGACCUCGAAGAGCAGAAGGACGCAGAGCGCAAGCGUGAUAUCGGCUUCGUGGUGGGUCAAACAGACUGGGAGAAAAUCACCGACCAGAGCGGACAGAUAGCUCAGAGAGCUCUCAACCGCACUAAGUAUUUCUAAAAACAGAAGAUCACUGCCCUAACCCCCUGCUUCCUGGUUUAUAGGUCUGCAGACUGUGAAUAUGCUUAACCCGUUUCUCGAAAAACAAAGUCAUGAAGACUACACAUUCUACCUGUUGACUUUUAGGAGAUCCAUAGUUGUUUAUUCCAUUAUUAGAAUACAGAAAAGAUUUAUCUUGCGUUUAAAAAAAAAAAAAAACUUUAAAAAAUUAUAAUAAUUCUUGAUCUUCAAUUUGAGUAUUUUUUGUUUAGUUGUUUUUCCCUUCCUCUUUUCGAUGGUAAAAUUAUUGCACCAGUUUAUCUUGAGCUUUCGCUUCUCAUUUUAUACUGUAAUGUCUUCCUGUAUGUUAGCACUGUUGCUUAUUUUAUUAAAUAAACUGAGGAAACAAUAAAAGUUUCACACACACAAAACAAC